CUUGUGGAAGUUAAGUAAACGUUCUCUCAUUUGGAGAAGUGAAAACCACUUUCCGGGAAAAUCCUAAUCGGAGCUGAGAAAACCAAACGGAAGAAAACGCUGAGUGAUGAUGAUGAGUGUCGGAGUGAAAGCUAGCGUGUGCUCUCCUUAUUCAUCGCUUUCGAUAUCCUCGAGGGAUUUUUCUUUCCCUUCCUCGUCAUCUCUCUAUGUUGGUAGGAAAAUUCUCCGACCAAGCUCCGGUGUUUACCUGAACCGGCGGUGUAAUUCCAGUGUACUGGCUGUUAUAGAGUCAAGCCGAGUGCCGGAGCUUGAUUCUUCUUCUGAACCAAUUCAAGUGUUCGAUGGAACGACAAGGUUGUACAUAGCUUACACUUGCCCAUUUGCUCAGCGUGCGUGGAUUGCUCGAAAUUACAAGGGUCUACAAGACAAGAUAGAACUCGUACCGAUUGAUCUCAAGAACAGGCCUGCUUGGUACAAGGAGAAAGUUUACCCGGCUAACAAGGUGCCUGCAUUAGAGCAUAAUAACCGAGUGAUAGGAGAGAGCCUUGACCUGAUUAAGUACAUUGACACCAAUUUCGAAGGGCCUUCACUUACACCUGAUGGUGUAGAGAAGCAAGCAGUCGCUGAGGAGUUACUCUCCUACACCGACUCCUUCUCCAAGGCCGUUAGAUCCACAUUUAAUGGCGCCUAUAAUGAUGCAGCAGAUGGUGCAUUCGAUUACAUCGAGCAGGCUCUUUCCAAGUUCAAAGACGGACCUUUCUUCCUUGGCCAAUUUAGUUUGGUUGAUGUUGCGUAUGCUCCAUUCAUAGGUACAUUUCAGAUCAUCUUAAAGGAUGUAAUGAACGUGGAUAUCACAUCUAGCCGCCCUAACCUAGCCCUUUGGUUUCAGGAAAUGAACAAGAUUGAAGCUUACACAGAAACCCGUCGAGAUCCACAAGUUAUAGUUGAAAGAUACAAGAAACUAAUCCAAGCAGAAGGACGUCUCUAAGCAGAUAGUUCUCCGGCGUUUCUCCAUUUGGUCAUAUAAGAGAAGAUAUUGUAACCAAGAUUUGUUUUAUAUAUAAUUUAUAUAUUGUCUCGGGAAA
Eutrema salsugineum is the source of this 1085-nucleotide messenger RNA. Its product is annotated as glutathione S-transferase L2, chloroplastic. The transcript is spliced from 9 exons. The coding region runs from base 107 to 988 and encodes 293 amino acids. Lineage: Eukaryota; Viridiplantae; Streptophyta; Magnoliopsida; Brassicales; Brassicaceae. The record is from RefSeq and is a predicted model, not a curated record. Gene Ontology annotation, molecular function: glutathione transferase activity.